UUGGUUUUCCUCGGGUUCCAGCUCGUUUUUCGUCUACAGCCGGACGCCUCUCUCUCGGACAGCGUCAGAUCGGUAGCAGAAUCUCUUUCUUUUCGCAUCUUCACUUGCUUCUACAAAUUUCUACCAAAAUCGCAUGCGCCGUUGCUCCACGCGUUCGUGUCUGCUUCUGCAUCGUCACAAGUUGGAACAGACCAAUUCAACACUUACGUUACAGCUAAUCACGAACUGUGUUCACACGAUCCGUUGAGCUCUGAUCUGAUGCUUCAACUCAGUUGCUCAUUUUGUCUUGAUGGCCAAAAGAUAUUCUCAUCCCGGCAGCAGUGGACCGCAGUUUCAACUCCGCGGCUUGAAGCAUGA
Messenger RNA from Protopolystoma xenopodis, 357 nucleotides. NCBI's taxonomy places the organism in Eukaryota, Metazoa, Platyhelminthes, Monogenea, Polystomatidea, Polystomatidae. The record is from the annotation of a GenBank genome assembly.